GUGUGGUACAUGCAGCACGUACUACGUGUGCUUGUGUGCGAUGCUGCGCACCCGUCUAGUUUUGGGGAGACCGGGGGGAGGGGAGGGGAGGAUCGAACCGAGCGAUGACGCUGUUGCAUCUGUGUCGUCUGCUUUUUGGUGGGGGCCCUCUCAAGGGGCAGCACAUGCACAGCAGUGGUGCGGUGCAAUUAUCGCCUCUUGGUUGUCGUCUUCGUUGUGUAAUUUUCGUUACAUUUUCCGGAGAACCGAACAUGAACGGCCGGCUUGCGGCGCGAUGCACUGUGGUGCGGUGCAAUUAUCGCCUCUUGGUGGUCGUCUUCGUUGUGUAAUUUUCCCGACAUUUUCCGGAGAAACGACCAUGAACGACCGGCUUGCGGCGCGAUCCACAGUGGUGCGGUGCAUUCAUCGCCUCUUGGUUGUCGUCUUCGUUGUGUAAUUUUCGUGACAUUUUCCGGAGAAACGAACAUGAACGACCGGCUUGCGGCGCGAUGCACAGUGGUGCGGUGCAAUUUUCGCCUCUUGGUGGUCGUCUUCGUCAUGUAAUUUUCGUGACAUUUUCCGGAGAAACGAACAUGAACGACCGGCUUGCGGCGCGGUGCAGCAAGCAAUCAAUGCACGUGCGCAGCAAAGAGUAGUCGAGAUGGAGAUGGGAAGCUUUUUAAAAGUGAGCGCUACCGUAACGGCGACACCGAAAAAUUAAUGAUUCCUUCUGACGGCUGUCACGAUGACAACUUCUGUGUCUCUUGUGCUCCACCGGGGAAUCGAAUCGAAUCGAAUCGAAUCGAAUCGAACGGAAGUAAGUAGAGGUGCUGCUUUUCGACCCGUUGGCAUUGGACCGUCUUCAAGGUACCCGUUGGCAUUAGGGCCGUCUUCUUUUUGGCCCCUUUGGCGUUGGGCCGUCUUGAGGGCAGACUGCGUGAGUAUCGACGCGCUUUACAGCCAACUGUCUUUUUGUUACUGCGUAGUACUUGCCGCGCAAGGUUAAAGAGCGGGUCAGCAAUGAUGGUGGCACACCCCUGUCACGCCGUGGCCAGACCGGUAAGCUGAAACAAAAGAAGCUUGUAAGGUCGACACUUUUUUUUCGUUUGGCACAUAAAUGGGUGAUGGUACGCACAUGUAUGGUUUUUCUGUUUUCCGCUUUACCGGCGUGGCCAAAAACAAGUACUGCGCGAACUUUGUCCUGUUUGGUUUUCGCAUGCAUGUGGAUCUUGUUUGUAGUGUGCCGUAUACUGUGGGGAAGGAUGCACCAUUGUACUACUGUCGUAGGUGACGUAAGAUAUCACACCCCCUGGGUCGAUUUUUCAAAGCUCGAGUACUCCGCGAAGUGGACGUAGAAAUCAACGGAGAUGUUUUCGGAUACAUGAUGGAGACGGUUCCAACUCUUCGGUACCAGCACUCUCUUCUGCUUGUGGAGUAGACUACAUAGUAGAGCUUUGAAAAUCGGUGCAGGGGGGGGGUUGGUUACCUCCGUCAUGUCGCCUACGGUACUACUCUGGUUUCUGGUGUAGCGACACUCAGAAAGAAGUAUUCUCAAAGUAUCGUGUACUUUUGUGUGCGUCUUUAUGAUUGGCAUCGACCGCGCUAACCGUGUGUGUAUGUGCAGCCUUAUUGAGGUUGCUGGGGUCUGACUUUGUUACUUUUGCCCCGAGUGUGCUGCUGCAUUUCGCAGGUUUUCUGCGUUGAGGUGUUUUGAUAUUCGAUAUAUUGCUAAGCAGUACAAAAUAUAACUGCUGUUGCAUGAAGUAGGUGACAACACUACUAAAACUUGAUGACAACUUGAUGGCGUUUUUCUUUGUCGCACGCCGAGCAAAACUUGAAUGGUCGAUGAUUCCUUGUAUGUAUGAAGAUCGACACAAAUUCGUGUUUGGUUUCUUCUGCAAAAGCCCUUACCCAGAGGUUGGGACAGAAGAUUUUUAAUUUGUAAUGUUUCCAACUUGAACUAGGUGGGGACAAGAAGCGGGCAGCAAGCGAAGUCUGAAGUCUUGGGGGACUUGCUUUUUUGUUCGCAAAAAUUGCCUUGGGUCACGGGGUAGAUGCAUGAAAACUAAGUGUGGAGCAGU
This is a messenger RNA of Ectocarpus siliculosus, 2060 nucleotides long. The record is from the annotation of a GenBank genome assembly. NCBI's taxonomy places the organism in Eukaryota, Phaeophyceae, Ectocarpales, Ectocarpaceae.